Messenger RNA from Hyaloscypha bicolor E, 710 nucleotides. RefSeq lists its product as uncharacterized. The transcript has a single exon. The record is from RefSeq and is a predicted model, not a curated record. Bases 115 to 618 code for a protein of 167 amino acids. Lineage: Eukaryota; Fungi; Ascomycota; Leotiomycetes; Helotiales; Hyaloscyphaceae.
GCCAAAACAAGCGGCCGGGUUUAACAGUAUUUUCGACUAAAUUUAAUUAAUUGCGGUCGCAUUGCUUAAGCAACGCAGCCAUUUUUAAGCGAGGCGAAAAGGGAGGUUUUCGGAAUGCAAUCAGUGAUACAGCCCCGAAUAAGGAAAGCCAAAUAUCAAAGGAAUUACGAUAUCGCUCCUGAGCUUUCCUCUAUAGCAGGUUCAUUUUCGGAGGCACCACUAGUCUUCGUCGUCAAUUUCCCCAAUCACAAAGGCCGGCUGCUUCUGCCUCUCGAGAACGUUCAAGCUCUCGCUGAUCUUCCCGAGAUUGUCAAUAUUGAAACUAACAACCAGGAUCAAGGCGUCAAAGUUCUUCUUAUCGUUUAUCGCCCACCAUGUCUUCUUCAUCACGAACAUCACUUUCUGCCGGCGGCGCUGGAUAAUGUGACAGGUAUCAAUGAUUUGGUUGAGCGCUUCCCGAAGAAACUCAACGAGAGGCUGGAAGACGUGCGCCGUUCAACGCCAACGGAUGGCGACGUGCUAGGCUGGGGGUUUCAUGUCAUUGAAGGGCUGAACGUCGCUUUGGUAUCCCUAUUGAAUCUUUUGGUACUUCUUUUCAGCGGUGGUAUUUCUGUUUAGUAUUCAAUUUGGAGGAAGGAUGUUUCGAGUGCGUUGCAGUUGGAGCUUAUAUUGUAACCGUUUGGGUGGCGUUCGUUACCGCAUUGUAUUUC